GAUCGUGGACGACGAUGUCAGCUGGAAUAGCAUCGCCGCUGUCCAGGAGAAGGAGGAGGAGGAGGACGACGAAGGGGAUAUGCCCGUGGUGAGCGGGGAAUUAGGUCAAAUACGGUUUUGCAAACUAAAUCCUUUCUCCUUGCGGUCCACCUCGUGUGUCUCUUUGGGAAGUACUUGCCAAGCCCUUUCUCACUGCCUCCUCUUUGGUGCCAAAGCCACAUGGUAGGCCCAGUGCAGUGGUUCUCAUGGCUUUCAAGCAGCUGCUGGAGGCAAGGCAGAAAGUACCCGUGCGAUUGUCGGAGCCUGCUGACUGCCGCAGUGUGGCUUGUGGCACGGGCUGGAAAUCUUGGCAGCGAAGAGAUGAACAGUGAAGGCGGUGGCUCUAGAAAGUGGCAGAAUUUAUUGAUGAGCGUCCAGAUGAAGUGAAGCUCAUGGAGCAAUUCCGAACAAAUACGAAAUGGAAACUUUUAGGCGACCAGAAUGAAGACUCACAAAGUUCAGAUAUUUCAUUACCUGCCAAAUCUACCACGAGGCGACAGCGCCAUGACUCCCCGGACAAAUCGCCUCCAGGGAAACAGCGCCAUGACUCCCCAGAUCUGUCCCCUCCCAGGCGAGAGAGAAAUGAUUCCACCAACCUCUUGCCUCCCAGGCGACAGCGCCAUGACUCCCCAGACCUCUCGCCACCAAGAAGGAAGCGCCAUGACUCCCCAGACCUCUCGCCACCAAGAAGGAAGCACAAUGGCUCCCCGGACCAGUCUCCCCCAAGACAGAAGCGUCACGACUCCCCGGACCUGUCACCUCCCAGGCGACAGCGUCACGACUCCCCGGACCUGUCACCUCCCAGGCGACAGCGUCACGACUCCCCGGACCUUUCUCCAAAGAGAGUCAGUUCAGCGAUGGGGAAAAAGGGCUGCAAAAUCACAGACAAGUCACAGUCAGUAGGAGUCCAAGGAGGGCGAUCUCAGCUCAGGCAUGGUGUCUCUGACAAGUCCUCAUCACGUCAGAAGCGUCAAGCUACUCCAGAUCUAUCCCCUUCACGGAAGAAGAGGUACGAUUCUGACCCAGAUUUGUCACCGCCUCGGAGGAAGAGGACUGGGUCACCUAGUCUGAAAAAGCAGAGCCGAACAAAACGUGCUUCUCCAGCUACAAAAAAGCUUAGGCAGGUGCCCUCGCCUCAGAGGUGCCCAAGGCAUGACUCUGAGUCUCCAUCUCCAUGGAGGGCUACCCGGAACGCCUCCGAUGCAGACCACAGGCUAGGCUGUGUACGCAGUGAUUCCCCUAAGCAUGGUCCUCUCAAACAGAAUCAGAGCAAAUCUUCAGACUCUGAUUUAUCUCCUCCACGACGGACUCUGCCAGCCAGCGAGGAUCAGCGCAGUUCGAGGAGUCCCCCUGAUCUCUCACCUCGUCACCACCGUGAUGCUAAGGGAUCUCCCAAGAAGGCAAACGUGAUGUUAUCUGGGGUCAAAGCUGGCUUGGUGUCAGCUGAUGUGCUGCGGAGGGAACAACAGGAGCUCAGGAGGCAUGAGAGAAAUAACAAGCACUUGGAAGAGGAAUCCCGACACUCCGAGACUGUCUUCCGAGACAAGUCAGGCCGCAAGAGGGACCUCGUGCAGGAGCGGCUGGAGCAGAGGCAGAAAGCUGAAGCAAAGUCCGAGAGAGAUGAGCAAUACGCCAAAUGGGGAAAGGGGCUAGCGCAGGGGAGGCAACAGCAGCAGAAUGUGGAAGAUGCUAUAAAAGAGAUGCAGAAGCCAUUGGCUCGUUAUAUUGAUGACCAGGAUCUGGAUCGAAUGCUGCGGGAACAAGAGAGAGAAGGAGACCCCAUGGCUGACUUCAUCAAAAAAAGGAAGGCCAAAGAGAACAAAGAAAAGAAAGAAAAACCUAGGUACAACGGACCAGCACCUCCACUCAACAGAUUUAAUAUAUGGCCUGGGCAUCGCUGGGAUGGUGUGGACAGGUCCAAUGGAUUCGAGCAGCAGCGCUUUGCCAGGAUCGCCAACAAGAAGGCAGUUCAGGAGCUCGCGUACAAGUGGAGUGUUGAGGACAUGUAGGCAAGAUGAAGAACCGUGCAAAGCAGUGCUCCAGAGGUUCAGCUACUACUGCCAGAGCUGAGCGGAAUGGCUCACUCUGCCUGGGCCAAGCCCUAUCCUUGGCGUUCAGCAUCCCAGCAGACCAUCCUCUGAAAGGCAAGGCUGAAUUUAGAGGAGAGCUGCCAAAAGAGGAUUUUUCCAGCAGCCAGAGAGGACGAGCGCAGAGAACUGCAGCAGUGUUAUUUGGAGCAGGGCAGUGGCUGAGUGUGGCGGACAGGUGCGGUGGCCACUGCCUGCCAGACUACCUCAGCUCUCUGGCGCUCUCCCAUAAGGUGCUGCAGACAUUGGUUUCUGGUCCCUUUAUUUGUCUUCUAACAAAUCGUAGAAAUGAUAUGCUUAAUUGUUUUUAUGCCAAAUGCUUUUUCCUCUGAGGGCGGUUCAUAAGUCUUCAGCUGUCCUAAAUCUCAGGUUUUUCUUCAUGGUGAAAGUAUACUGAACGCUUGGUCCCUGGAGUUAACCUCAUCCAGUAGGUCAGUCUGUUCCAGAACUCUGUUGCAGUUUCAGUUGUGCUUGAGUUGUGCCAGGGAGCAACUAUACCCUAAAACUACUUAGUACUGUGAGCUGGUUCGCCUCUGGGCUGAUGUCAGAUCUGCCCCACGUCCUUCCCAGUGCACCCAAAAGGCUUCUGUUAAGUUAAUGUAGUUAUCAGGCCCUCUAGAGUUCACGGAGUCACCGACUUGCAGUGAAGUCAGUAAAGCUCAGCUUCUCCUAGCCCUGUCUGAGUAGGAAGCUGCUUGCUGUGUAGCCCUCUGGCUCUCUCCUACGAGAGGUUCAGAGACGAACCCGCAAUGCUGCAUUUGGCAGCAAAAUCUUCAGGAGCCCCUGAAACUCUUUAGGGGUCAAUUUCUUAUGGAAAUAAACAUAUGGAGGGUGUUUAAAUGCUUCCUCUGACUGUUAUUUCAGCCCCCUCCCCCUCGCCAGACUUCACACCAGACAGUGGUGCUGAUAGCUUGGCGCUUCCCUCGUGCUGCUGCCUGGGGGCUAGCUUCAGCGUGAAGCGUAACCCCUCUCUUGUGGUCCGAUUUGUCGGGCUUGGAGGCGGAGGCCAGGCAGAGAGCUUCCUUAAUCCCUGCUUGUGAGAAAGCACUUCUGGAAAUAAAUACAGUUGUUCCUGUCUAUGUCCCAGGGAGUGUGUCUUAAAUGCAGCCAGCAGUUUCCAUGGAGAUGCCUUGUCUUCAGUAGUGGUCAGGGGGCCAGACAUCAGAACUGCUCUGUGCAGUGAUUCUCAAGCACUAGGAGGGCUGUGGGCGCGAAGCGCAGGGACAAAGUCUCCUCUGGAGUGGGAGGGUCUCGGGACUUCCCUCCCUGUUUUUUUUAUUCACUGUGUUGGGUUUCUAGCAGUCCUGUAAUCUGUGUGUACACUUGUAAAUAACAGCUUUCUUUUUUCACUUGAUUUUGUGUGGUGGUGUUUUGUCCAAGGCAGGGAAAAGGAGGGUAAAUAAUUGUCACUGCCGGUGAAAGAACUGAAUAUAAUGUCUGCUGCAGCCACCACUGUCUGUGGCUACCUCUGCCAAACAAAUUGUGCUUUGCUAAUGUCUUUAUCAAAGUCUGCUGGGAACUAUCCAGGCUGAAAGUGGGAACUUACUGGACCCUAGCUGCGCUGACAGUCCCACCUGUAUUUAGGGGUAGUUGGUUAAGCUUCACCGCAUCCUUUGGGGACAGAUACCCUCCCAUUGCUGCUUGCAAGUGCAUAAACCGUGGACUGCUGCUCACAGACAGUGACUGAGGCCAGGAGAGGAGUAGAGAACGAGGCACCGCUUGUAGAUCUUGUGGGAGAGAGCUGUGUUUUUUUUACUGUAACAGCCAAAUUGAGGAAAACCAUCCUUGAGC
Haliaeetus leucocephalus (bald eagle) is the source of this 3917-nucleotide messenger RNA. RefSeq names its product BUD13 homolog (S. cerevisiae) (gene BUD13). Gene Ontology annotation, biological process: mRNA splicing, via spliceosome. Bases 432 to 2048 code for a protein of 538 amino acids. NCBI's taxonomy places the organism in Eukaryota, Metazoa, Chordata, Aves, Accipitriformes, Accipitridae. Gene Ontology annotation, cellular component: U2-type spliceosomal complex; RES complex. Gene Ontology annotation, molecular function: RNA binding. The transcript is spliced from 11 exons. The record is from RefSeq and is a predicted model, not a curated record.